ACUGACUGCGUGAAGGACCGGUGCUCACCGUCUCCUACGUUUCUGUACACACCAUCUCUGCUCGUUCACCAUCAUGGAUCCCAACGCCAUCAAGGAGGAGCUACGACUCUUUCAGAGCACCCUGCUCCAGGACGGUCUGAAGGAGCUCCUCAAUGAGAACAAGUUUGUUGACUGCACGUUGAAGGUUGGAGAUCGCAGCCUGCCUUGCCAUCGACUCAUCAUGGCCGCCUGCAGCCCUUACUUCAGGGAGAUCUUCUUCACAGAGGAUGGGAAGGAAGUGGAGAACACCAAGGAGGUGGUCCUGGAGGAUGUCAACCCCACCAUCUUGGACAUGAUCAUUCAGUACCUCUACUCCGCUGAGAUUGAUCUCACUGAUGACAAUGUUCAGGAUAUAAUAGCCGUAGCCAACAAAUUCCAGAUCCCUUCCGUUUUCACUGUCUGUGUCAACUACCUUCAGAAGAAGAUCUCAAUGGGCAACUGCAUGGCCAUCUUCAGGAUGGGCCUCGUGCUCAGUUGUCCCCGCCUGGCCGUCGCCGCUCGGAACUACAUCGCUGACCGCUUUGAGCUCCUGCACAAAGAUGAGGAGUUCCUCAAAUUGGCUGCUCAUGAACUGUUUGCCAUUAUUGGUGGAGACUCACUCAAUGUGGAGAAGGAGGAGAUGGUGUUUGAAUCGGUCAUGGCUUGGGUUCGCUAUGACAAGGAUAAGCGUAUCAAGGUCCUGAAAGAUGCCUUCAAUUGUAUCCGCUUCCGCCUCCUGCCUGAGAAGUACUUCAAAGAGAAAGUAGAGAGCGACGAUAUAAUCAAGGGGGACCCUGAACUCCAGAAGACAAUCCAGGUUAUCAGAGAUGCCUUCAAGGGGAAACUUCCAGAGACCCCAAAGAAAAAGGAAGGAGGCGCGGGGGCGGAGGCGGAGGAUAGCCCCUUCCCUGGCUACUUGAAUGACAACCGCAGACACGGUAUGUACGUACGGGACUUCAUCCUGAUGGUGAACGACUCGGCGGCGGUGGCGUACGACGUGAACGAGAACGAGUGUUUCCUGGCGGCCAUGUCAGAGCAGGUACCCCGCAACCACGUCAGCCUGAUGUCACAGAAGAACCAGCUCUACAUCAUCGGGGGGCUGUUUGUGGAUGAGGAGAACAAGGAUGUUCCCCUCCAAUGUUAUUUCUACUUGCUGGAUCCACUUGCCUCCGACUGGGUCGCCCUGCCACCUAUGCCCUCUGCCCGAUGCCUCUUCAGCAUCGGCGAGAGCAACAACCAGCUUUUUGCUGUUGCUGGAAAAGACUUGCAAACUAACGAGUCACUGGAUAGCGUCAUGUGCUACGACAUCGAGAAGCUGAAAUGGAGUGAGACUAAGAAGCUUCCACUGAAGAUCCACGGACAUGCGGUUGUGUCCUACAAAGGGCUGGUGUAUUGCAUUGGUGGCAAGACAGACGACAACAAAGCUAUCAGCAAGAUGUUUGUGUACAACCACAAGCAGUCCGAGUGGAGGGAGUUGGGUGCCAUGAAGACGCCCAGAGCCAUGUUUGGCGCCGUCAUCCACGAUGGCAAAAUCGUAGUGGCCGGUGGAGUGAACGAGGGAGGCCUCACUGCCUCCUGUGAAUCGUACAACUUUGCAACAAACAAGUGGGAGUCUUUCACAGAAUUUCCUCAGGAGAGGAGCUCAGUCAACUUAGUGAGUACCGGCGGCGCACUGUAUGCUGUGGGUGGUUUUGCCAUGAUUGAGAUGGAGAACAAGGAGGUGGCUCCCACAGAGGUCACUGAUGUCUGGCAGUAUGAGAAUGAUAAGAAGCAGUGGAGCGGCAUGCUGAGGGAGAUGCGUUACGCCGCUGGAGCUUCCUGUGUGUCGAUGCGUCUCAACGCGGCCAGAAUGGCCAAACUGUAGACACGGCUUUCUGUUUUCAGCAUCCUCUCCUUAUGCACCCUCCUCUUUACCCUGCUAGCUCAUAUUUCAUGCAUCAUAUUAAUCUUUGACACAGAAUGUUUACUGUAAAGACUCCAGCUACCCCCCCCCCCCCCCCUCCAUUCAAAGACUGCACCAAAUCCAACAACACCAAGGAAAAUACAGCUCUAAUUACAUUAUUUUGUAAAAUAAUCAUUUUUACAGAGGCGGCACGGCAGUUGAGUGGUUAGCGCACAGACCUCACAGCUAGGAGACCAGGGUUCAAUUCCACCCUCGGCCAUCUCUGUGUGGAGUUUGCAUGUUCUCCCCGUGCAUGCGUGGGUUUUCUCCGGGUACUCCGGUUUCCUCCCACAUUCCAAAAACAUGCUAGGUUAAUUGGCGACUCCAAAUUGUCCAUAGGUAUGAAUGUGAGUGUGAAUGGUUGUUUGUCUAUAUGUGCCCUGUGAUUGGCUGGCGACCAGUUCCAGGGUGUACCCCGCCUCUCUCACCCGAAGACAGCUGGGAUAGGCUCCAGCACCCCCCGCGACCCUCGUGAGGAAAAAGCGGUAGAAAAUGAAUGAACUAAUCAUUUUUUACAUGUUCAGGAGUGUGUGACCAUAGUUGAACUUUAAUAAUCAAUUUCUCGGACACAAGAAAUGAUGAAGUGACUCACCUUAUUCACUCCUCUGACGUGCCUCAACCCGGCUGUAGCAUUUUUGUACCCUUGUUAAAACAUAUUGCUCCUGUUGUAGUGAGUCAUUAAUGAGCCAUUCAAUACUUGCAGGUUUUUCACUGAGUUGGGCUUCGCAGGUAUUUUUCUCUAUUACAUGGUUCACUUACGCACCCCCGCUACCCUUACCAAUUAAUCUGUAUUUUAACACAAGACAUCUUAAUACUCGAUUUACAACCUGUUAAGCAUGUGCAAAGUAGUCUCAGACCGCAACCUUCCCAAUGAAAUGUAUUUUAUAUUAAUGUGUAUGAAAACUUUUUAGGGACCACCAUGUGUGGUACAACAGUACCCCCCACACACACACUUCGAUGCCCUGGUGAUGUGUUUCACAAUAAAUUUGAUACAUAAUGUUUACUGUAAAGACUCCAGCUACCCCCCCCCAUUCAAAGACUGCACCAAAUCCAACAACACCAAGGAAAAUACAGCUCUAAUUACAUUAUUUUGUAAAAUAAUAAUUUUUACAAGUUGAACUUUAAUAACCAAUCUCUUGGAUACAAGAAAUGAUGAAAGUGACUCACCUUAUUCACUCCUCUGACAUGCCUCAACCUGGCGCCAUUAAGCUGUAGCAUUUUUGUACCCUUGUUAAAACAUAUUGCUCCUGUUGUAGUGUUUUACUUCUCCUAGUUUUUCAUGAACCGAAGAUUCAUGGAUCAUAAAAGUAUGAUCACUAGUGAACCAGAGAACCAGAGAAGUGCAAGUCAUUUAUGAGGCAUUCAAUACUUGCAGGUUUUUCACUGAGUUGGGCUUCGCAGGUAUUUUUCUCUAUUACAUGGUUCAUUACCCUUACCAAUUCAUAUGUAUGUUAACACAAGACAUCUUAAUACUCGAUUUACAACCUGUUAAGCAUGUCCAAGGUAGUCUCAGACCGCAACCUUCCCAACAAAAUGUAUUUUAUAUUAACGUGUAUGAAAACUUUUUAGGGACCACCAUGUGUGGUACAACAGUACCCCCCCCCCACACACACACACACACUUCGAUGCCCUGGUGAUGUCUCCCAAUAGAUUUCAGCAACAUUCAGGGAAGAAAGACCUUUAUUUUUGGCUUUCACAUGACAAACAAGGUAGUAUUUUCUAUUGCAAUUUAAGCAGUUUUUCUAUGCAUCACAUGUUUCAUUGCCAUAUGUGUAAUGACAUUUAUUUACGCAAUAAUGGCACAGUAGAUAGCACCAUGUUGACCUGUGAAAUAGAAGGAGAAUUUGGGUUAUACACUAAAAACAAAAAAAAAAAUGCUAUGACAAUAGCAAUGGGGUGUCACGAUCCAAUAUUGAUCACAAUGUGUCAAUCCGAUAUCAGAGAAUAAGUUGAUUUUAAAUCAAUACAGAAACAAAUCUACCACUGAAGUAAGCAGAGCCAAACUGCUUUAUUUUCAAAGCAAAAAUUAGCAAAAUUUGCUGCUUCCAACCCAAACUCUCUAUGGCGAACUAUAAAAUCUUUAACUGGUGAAAAUAAUUUGUAAAAUAACAAUUUCAGUAAUAAUGAGUAGUAUAUCUCAUAACAAGAGUUAUCCUCGAAAUGUACCAAUUUAUUCCCAAUACUACUAAAUUCAUCUCAGCAGUUUUCUUUUCUGAGAUCUCACAACGUGCCUGCGAUAUAAACAAUAUAAACAUAAUUUUUUGGAAAACCCAUGCUUGUACUCUCAUACUACCUUUCCAUCACUUGCACAGUGAAUCUGUACAUGCGACAGUUCUAUUAUUUGGAAAACUGCUCAGAUUACCCCGGUUCAUAAAUCAGAUAAUCCAAGUAACGUCCCCAAUUAUCGACCAAUUUCAAUUCUCCCAAAAGUCUCUAAGGUACUUGAUAAAAUAUGAUAUAAUCAAGCAAUCCAAUACCAUAAAGACAAUACACUGCUUGGUUUUAGACCGUUUUGGUCAAGCAUGUCAGCAUUGCUUUCAUUCACUGAACAGAUGGGACAUAUUACUGUAGCUAACAUAGUAUUUUGUUGAACAAACUCAUUUCUUUUCAUUUGUCUUCUUCUGCAAUAGACAUGUUUUCAUCAUAUCUAAGAAGCAGCUUGUAAAAAUUGGUACAACAAUAUCACAUGGGGGGGCCUUAGGGGAGUAUUUUAGGACCAUUACUCUUCCUGAUUUACAUUAACGACCUUACAUUACCUAACGACCUGUUAUACGUUGUGCUUUUUGUGUGUGGUGAAAAUAUAGACACAACAACAAACUAAACACCGAUCUUCAGCGCUUACAUCAAAGCUUGCGAUGUUCUUUUCUUUAAUCUUUUCCGGUUUAAAUCAAAAUAAUAAAUAUAACUUUGAUACAAGCCACACUUAAAAAGUAAUAAGAACCAACAGUGAUGUAAAAGUUUGACAACACGCCCCACCCCCCCCCAAUGGUGACACAGAACCGGUGUUGCAUCCGUAGCAAUAGACAAUAAUAACAACAAUGGAGGGGCAGCCGAGCUAAUUCUCCACCAGACUCCUCCGGUUCCAUUCCCACAGUGAACGCUACAGAACUUCAUUCCUUCCAAACGCCAUCCAGCUCUACAAUACCUAAAAGUGUUACUUGUAUUUACCAUAUUUGUACACACAAUUUGUAAAUGACAUUUAUAUUUUGCUUUGAUUAUAUUUUAUAGAUAUUGCAUUGCAUUUUAUUUCAGCGUUUUUGUCUUUUUUUUUUCCUCUGCAAUGGAGCUACUGUAACCAAGCAAUUUCACUUGUGGAUCAAUAAAGUCUAAGUCUGAGUCUAAAAUAACUCAUAAAUUAAUUGUACCGAUAUGGUAUUGAUUUGAUAUUGGCAUCAGAUAAUACUCAAUUUUUAAUACUACAAGCAUAAACCUGUUCUAGGUUGUUCCUGUAAUUGCACCCUAAUACUCCCUCCUAUAAAAUUCAUUUAUACAUAUUUUUCAAUUAUCUGAAAAUAAUUUAGGGCGGCACAGCGGUCUAGUGGUUAGCGCGCAGACUACACAGCUAGGGUUCAAUUCCACCCUCGGCCAUCUCUGUGUGGAGUUUGCAUGUUCUCCCCGUGCAUGCGUGGGUUUUGUCCGGGUACUCCGGUUUCCUCCCACAUUCCAAAAACAUGCUAGGUUAAUUGGCGACUCCAAAUUGUCCAUAGGUAUGAAUGUGAGUGUGAAUGGUUGUUUGUCUAUAUGUGCCCUGUGAUUGGCUGGCGACCAGUCCAGGGUGUACCCCGCAUCUCGCCCGAAGACAGCUGGGAUAGGCUCCAGCAGGAAAAAGCGGUAGAAAAUGAAUGAAUGAAUGAAUGAAAAUAAUUUAGCUCAAUGAUCUAAAAGUUUCGAGUUUCGAGCCUUUGAACACUACCUGUAAUGUCUUCUUCUCAGCAGUCAGCAAAUAUGAUCAAUUUACUCCCCCGCAUUUAAUAUGCAGACAACACUGGUGCUAAUUAAAGGUAAUGAUUUAGCUGUGAUGAUAAUCUGCUGUAAAAGCACACCAGUGUAUUGCUGCAAA
This is a messenger RNA of Doryrhamphus excisus (bluestripe pipefish), 6020 nucleotides long. It is a transcript of the gene klhl41b, whose product is annotated as kelch-like family member 41b. Gene Ontology annotation, molecular function: protein binding. The record is from RefSeq and is a predicted model, not a curated record. Lineage: Eukaryota; Metazoa; Chordata; Actinopteri; Syngnathiformes; Syngnathidae.